CAACUCUUUUUGUCUAUUAUAAAUUGACAGUCUGAUCUGCUUUUGGUUGAUUAUGAACGAAGACCUUUGCCCAUAGAAUUAUAGAUACUUCAAAACCUUUCUUAACAAUCCUUCUUCUUGUCCAAAACCAGAAAGCAACAAAAAAAAUAAAAAAAGAAAAAAACCAGCAUAGCCAUGGCUGUGAUGGCCAAGCAAGACCCAUCACCUGCCUUUGUGGCAACAGUACAAGAAAUCAUGAGACUUUACAGAUCACUUCCACCAAGGCCUUCCAUUGAAGAUGUUGAAGCAGCCAAGUCUGUUCUCAAAACUGUAGAAAAUGAAGAAAAAAUCAAGCUUGAGGAAAUCUCAAAGGAACAGGCCCCUGAAGAUGUCCCUGAGGAACUCUUCUCUGUCCUGCAACAGGUGAGGAAGACCAUGGUGUUGUUUCAAAGCCAUGAGCAAAAAAAAGAGGCCCUUUACUUGGUUGAAGCUGACAAGAUGUUUGAGACCUUUGAUGGGUUGAUUCAAAGGGCUUCUUUACUGGUUUCUGGGGAUACCCAGGACGAGAAAGUGAGUACUUUUCGGGAACAAGUAAGGAAAUUUGAUAGAGAAAGUGUGAUCAGUGAUGACAAUUUGUUGAAGAGAAAGGCAGAUGGUGGAUUGGAUAAAGAUGAUGCAAAGGGUUUGGCUAGAAGUUCUUCUAUAAAGGCUUCUUUCUUUUCAGGUGAAGAUAGCAGUGAAAAACUAAACCUGAUGAAGACAGCAGCCCUUAUCGAAAAUACUGCUAAAACAGGAGAUAUAGUUCUUGAUCUUAGGGGCAAGCUGAUGGACCAGCUUGAGUGGCUCCCUAUAUCAAUUGGGAAAUUAAAGGAUGUUACUGAACUGGACUUAUCUGAAAACCGUAUCAUGGCCCUGCCACUCUCCAUUGGUGGCCUUCAAGCCUUGACAAAGCUUGAUCUUCACUCAAACCAACUUAUUAACCUUCCUGAGUUAGUUGGGGAACUUGUCAAUCUAAUAGAGCUUGAUCUCCAUGCAAAUAGGUUACGGUCAUUGCCUGCGUGUUUUGGGAACUUGACAAACCUCGCGAAUCUAGAUUUGAGUUCAAAUGAGUUCAACCGGUUGCCAGAGACGAUUGGAAAUUUGUCAUCUUUGAAGAGACUAAAUGUGGAAACAAAUGAACUCGAAGAACUUCCAUACACAAUUGGAAAUUGCUCCUCAUUGUUGGAGUUAAGAUUAGAUUUUAAUCAGAUAAAGGCUCUUCCUGAGGCAAUUGGGAAGCUUGAAUGCUUGGAGAUUCUUACUGCACACUAUAACAGGUUAAAAGGGUUGCCGACAACAAUGGGUAACCUUCCCAAUUUAAAGGAGCUUGAUGUAAGCUUCAAUGAGAUUGAAUUCAUUCCUGAGAACCUCUGUUUUGCAGUAAGUCUCAAAAAAUUGAAUGUGGGGAAGAACUUUGCAGAUCUAAGAACCUUGCCAAAAUCAAUUGGAAAUCUUGAGCUGCUUGAAGAGUUGGAUAUAAGUGACAACCAGAUCCGAAAUCUGCCAGAUUCUUUCGGAUCAUUGUCAAAAUUGAGAGUUUUUCUUGCUGAUGAGACUCCAUUGGAAGUUCCACCUACACAAGUAAUCAAAUUGGGGGCUCAGGCUGUUGUUAAGUUCAUGGCUGAUCUUAUUGCUAAGAGGGAUACCAAGUCACCGCCAGCAAAGAAGAAGAAGAAGAAGGGUUUUGCUUCGGGGUUUGCUCAAAUUUUUUGCUAUUCCAGACUGCCAAUACGGAGAACAUUUAACCAGUGAAUUACUACUAUAAGAUUUUUAUCUAAAGCCUCUUGUACAUAGCUCAAAAUGUUUUGGUUUCUUUUCAAGAUUUAUUCUAUAUAGCUCAAAAUGUUUUGGUUUCUUUUCAAGAUUUGUUCUAUAUCAGUGAUAUUACUUGUGAAUUAUUUGUGGGAUUGCAAAGCAUUCUGCAGACAGUCCUAAUUGCUUGGCUCAAAUUCAAAUGAAGGGAAAAAACUUGCAAUUGUAAAUCUUUUGGCAUCUAUUCUCUAGCAACCAAAUUCUACCUUGUGAUUCUAAUGCAACUGUCCUAUAUAUUGCUGUCCUACAAAUGAACUGAGGCUUGAAAAAACAUGAAUGAACAGAAGGAAUGGUAACUCUUAUAAUCUCAUUCUUCCUUGUGAUCUGACAAAUCUAAUCACAAUCAAUCACAACUUAUAAAUUAAAACAGAAAAAAAAAAAGAUAAUUUCAA
Durio zibethinus is the source of this 2222-nucleotide messenger RNA. Lineage: Eukaryota; Viridiplantae; Streptophyta; Magnoliopsida; Malvales; Malvaceae. The record is from RefSeq and is a predicted model, not a curated record.